Messenger RNA from Acaromyces ingoldii, 957 nucleotides. Its product is annotated as P-loop containing nucleoside triphosphate hydrolase protein. The transcript has 4 exons. Gene Ontology annotation, biological process: mitochondrial respiratory chain complex I assembly; iron-sulfur cluster assembly. Lineage: Eukaryota; Fungi; Basidiomycota; Exobasidiomycetes; Exobasidiales; Cryptobasidiaceae. The record is from RefSeq and is a predicted model, not a curated record. Gene Ontology annotation, cellular component: mitochondrion. Gene Ontology annotation, molecular function: ATP-dependent FeS chaperone activity; ATP binding; 4 iron, 4 sulfur cluster binding. The coding region runs from base 1 to 957 and encodes 318 amino acids.
AUGGCCCGUCGCUCCUCGGGCCCUCCUCAACCCCGGCCGAUUCCGCACGUCAAGAGGGUCCUGGCCGUGUCGAGCGCAAAGGGCGGCGUGGGAAAGAGCACUGUUGCUGCCAACCUGGCCCUCGCCUUGUCCAUGCAGCAAGUCCCCGUCGAAGGAAUCUCGGGCUCGAACACGACGCGAGCACCGCGCGUCGGCCUGCUGGACCUCGACAUCUUUGGGCCCAGCGUGCCGAUCCUGAUGGGUCUCCAGGGCGUGGGCGAACCGGAGCUGAGCGAGACGGGUGCACUGCUACCCUUGACCAACCACGGCGUGCCGUGCAUGUCGAUGGGCUUCCUCCUGCCAGACGCGAGCGAGGGAGCCUCGCCCGUCGUCUGGCGAGGUCUCAUGGUCAUGAAGGCCGUCCAGCAGCUCCUCUUCGAUGUCGACUGGCGUGGCGUGGACGGCCAUGCUCGAAGUGCAGGCCAAGAAACAGCCGGAGACGGACUCGAUUGCCUCGUCAUCGACAUGCCUCCGGGUACGGGCGAUGUCGCUCUCAGCUUGACCCAGCUCGUAAAGGUCGACGGCGCCGUCGUUGUCAGCACGCCCCAAGAGGUGGCCCUGGCGGACGCGAGAAAGGGCGUGGCCAUGUUCGACAAGAUAACAAGCGGAAGACAAGGAGAAAGGAAAGGCGCAGCCACGGCUGAUGCAAAAAGAGGCGCGCAGAUCUCCGGCCUGGUCCUCAACAUGGCCCACUUCACUGCGCCCGACACGGGCAAACACUACCCGCUCUUCGGCCCGCCCGAGGCCUUUGAUACAUUUGCCAAGUCAGCCAAUGCGCCGAUCCUGGCCAGGUUACCCCUCGAAGCCUCAAUCAGCGCCGGCGGGGAUGCGGGCCAGCCCAUUGUGCUCAAGCGGGAAACCGAGUCUAGCGCCUCCUUUCAGCAAAUGGCCGCAAAGCUCUGGCCGACACUCAAGUAG